This is a messenger RNA of Vidua chalybeata, 3743 nucleotides long. RefSeq names its product pyruvate dehydrogenase kinase 4 (gene PDK4). NCBI's taxonomy places the organism in Eukaryota, Metazoa, Chordata, Aves, Passeriformes, Viduidae. The coding region runs from base 133 to 1392 and encodes 419 amino acids. Gene Ontology annotation, molecular function: pyruvate dehydrogenase (acetyl-transferring) kinase activity. Gene Ontology annotation, cellular component: mitochondrion. The transcript is spliced from 11 exons. The record is from RefSeq and is a predicted model, not a curated record. Gene Ontology annotation, biological process: regulation of glucose metabolic process; protein phosphorylation.
CGCAGUUGUAAAUAGAGGCGCCACGUGAGGCCGUCCGCCACAGGCGAGGGGACGGUGACAGUCCCGGAGCCGGCGGAUCACUGGCUCUCUCAGCGAUCGCUUACCUGCCACGCACCCGCCGCCCCGGCAGCGAUGAAGGCCGCCCGCAUCGCCCUCCGCAGCGCCGCUCCGCUGGCAGGGGCCAGUGCCGGCAGCAGCAGCGGCCGGUUGCCGAAGGAGGUGGAGCAGUUUUCCCGCUUCUCCCCCUCCCCGCUCUCCAUCAAGCAGUUGUUGGACUUCGGCUCGACUAAUGGAUGUGAGAGAACUUCUUUCGCUUUUUUGCGACAAGAACUUCCUGUGAGGUUUGCAAACAUCUUGAAAGAAAUUGAUCUUCUUCCUGAUAAAUUACUAAGCACUCCAUCAGUAAAAUUAGUAAAAAGCUGGUACAUCCAAAGUCUACAGGAGUUGAUUGAAUUCCACCAGAAAAGCCCAGAUGACCAAAAAGUCUUAUCUGACUUUAUAGAUACUCUAAUUAGAGUGCGAAACAGACAUCAUGAUGUGGUUCCUACAAUGGCACAAGGAGUAAUUGAAUACAAAGACACUUUUAAAGUAGAUCCUGUCACCAAUCAAAACAUCCAGUAUUUUUUGGAUCGUUUUUACAUGAGUCGUAUUUCCACACGGAUGCUAAUGAACCAGCACACUCUUCUUUUUGAUGAUAAAUCUGGCUCGGGACACCCAAGGCACAUUGGAAGUAUUGAUCCUUGCUGUGAUGUUGUUGAAGUAGUGAAUGAUGCUUAUGAAAGUGCCAAGUUGUUGUGUGACCAGUAUUACUUGACAUCUCCAGAACUGAAACUUACUCAAGUGAACGGAAAAGCUCCAGGAGAACCAAUUAGCAUUGUAUAUGUUCCAUCUCAUCUUUUUCACAUGCUUUUUGAGCUCUUUAAGAAUUCAAUGAGAGCAACUGUUGAAUUCCAAGAAAACAGUCCUACCCUUUCUCCGGUUGAAGUGAUAGUUGUUCUAGGGAAAGAAGACCUGGCAAUCAAGAUCUCAGACAGAGGAGGUGGUGUUCCAGUGAGGAAAAUUGAGCGGCUGUUUAGCUACAUGUAUUCCACUGCACCAAGGCCAAAUGUGGAUGAUGGUCGAAAUACCCCUCUUGCUGGCUUUGGGUAUGGCUUGCCAAUUUCUCGUCUGUAUGCUAAAUACUUUCAAGGAGAUCUAAAUCUUUACUCCAUAUGUGGUUAUGGAACAGAUGCUAUCAUCUACUUGAAGGCCUUAUCAACAGAAUCAAUAGAAAAACUCCCAGUUUUUAACAAAUCAGCUUCCAAGCAUUACCAGGCUACCUCAGAGGCAGAUGACUGGUGUGUCCCAAGUAAAGACCCAAAGAAUAUGGCAAAGCAGAGUGCAGCUUCCUGAAGAGAAGUUGAUAUCGAGACAUCCCAGGGGAUCAAGCUGGCUUCAAGAGCAGCAUUUGGAAGUAUUCAUCUACCUUCAAACAAGCAAGUUUCAGGACUAGCAGAAGAAAAAGAAGAUAAGAGUAUCAUAAACCUAGGCUGUAUGCACUGAAUCUGAAACCUUGCUGUGGACUUCAGGAUGAGGAUAAUAGGAGCACAUAUGUCUUUAAAGAAGAGCUGUGUAUAGAAGAAAAUCAAGCUAUUUUUUUACUAUGAUCAAAGACUUGGUGUGGUAGGGGUGUGCAAUUUUAAAAUCCUGUUUAAUGCUUGAAUUCUUAAUACUGACUGAUAAAAAAGUUAUGCUGAUGCAUAUUUUUCUCUUAGAAUAGUUAUCAGCAGUUUAUCUUAUUACAGAACUUCUCAGGUAGAUAGAUAGCAUCCAUACUUUAAAGUUCUAUUUAUAACACUUGGAAAAGAUCCACUUAAUAUGGCAGUCUUGUAGCAAGAUACAAACACCAUUCAAGUACAGCCUGACUGGAAAAGAGGAAGCCCUGGGAGGUAGGGAGAAAGUUCCAUUAAAAAAAAAAUCCAUUCUAGUAAUAAUUCUUAAGUGAUCAUCUUAAGUGAUGCUUUGCUCUGUGGUACACAUUGCUAGAUAUUUUAUGUUAAACUGUUCAUGGGAAAUCAGCCAAGUAGGACUUCUAUGCAUAAGGUAAAAAAGAAGAAAAUCAGGGUAUUUUUAAGACCUACUGGAAAGAAAUGGAAAGCUACUUGGUUGUAACAGCUCUAACAUUAGGAUACAUCUGGCCUAUGUCCCUGUUUUCUGGAGAAUAUGUGCCAAGUCAGUUAGGAUUUUCCAAGAACUGAAGUCAGACAUUGCAAGUUGAACAGAAAGGCUUUGGUGAUAAGUAUUGUAUAAGCAUGUUUAAAACACAGUCCUCUGUGUUUGUUUCUGUUGUGCUGUUAGAUUAGUGGCUCAAUACAUUAAACCAAAAUCUGCCAAUUGUCUUUUUCAAAUUUGUAUUGGACCACAUCAGCUCAAAGACAUACAUAGGGAAUCUAUACCCUGAAAGCUGUGGCUGAGCACUGAAGGUCUGUUGGAAAGGUUUUCAGGAGUGGUGUUGGAACUGUAAAAAAUUAUUAUAAGAACUGUUCAUUGCAAUGGAAAGGGCUUAGGAAAUGUUUCAAAAUGCAAACAGCACUGAAAACUACAGGAAAGCUUUUAUGAAGAGCAAAAUAGGGGGAAUUCCCACAGGAAAAGUGUCAGUAGGAGAGAGUUUUUCAGAAAAUGUUCCAUUCUCAGUAAGCUUCUUCCUUGCCUAUCUUCUUUGUGUGUUUUCACUUUUGUAAGCAAGAUAAACUUAACCAGUGCUAAACUAUUGAAUGUUGCCAAGAUGGCCAGUCAAAAGUUCAUCAGGGCUCUAGAAUAUUACUUGAAUUUUUUUUUUUACUAAUUAUCAUAUUACCGUCUGUUUAUGUGAUCCUUUGCAAAAAGUUGCAAAUGCAGUAAAACAUCCUGCUCAGUAUGAUAGUCUUCUAUUAGAGAUUUCUAUUUGUUGGGCAGAAAAUGACUCCAUAUUCCACUGUGAAUCUAAAAUGGUUUUUAAUAGGAAGCUACCUUUGCAUUCUUGCAGUCCUGUUGAGAUAUAUUUCUCAUUGAAAAUUAAAUAUAUUCUGAUAUGCCUCAUUUAUUUUAAAAACUAAUUUUAGAUGUAUUAAUGAUAACUGGUGAGCAUGAUGACCUUAGUACUGCAUCUAGGCUGUUUUUAUCCUGGUGAAUAAGCUGCAGUCACCAAAAUUCACCAGAUAAUGCAUCUGAGCUCAGCUCAGUGAAUGAUAUGGCUAAUAAAAAAGAAAUACCUUUGCCUAGAAUAUACAGGUGUAAAAAAGGUGCUUUCACUGUCAUAAAGUAUUUGAGUAUUUGUUGAUUUUUGAAUGGAAUACAAGGUCAAAAACACAUACCAAAAUAGUCAUUGUUGUCAAGUACACACAAUUUAUACCUUUCUGUCUGCAUCUAGUAAUGCUUGAACCUGAGUUAUGAUCUGAUGGUACAUUUGUAAAACAGCUGCAGCUGAUUCAGUUAGUAAUUUCUGUUUCAAAGCAGCUGAGGCACAUAUGUGCUGCAAAAAUGUUUGUGAUGCUGCUUGCAGAGCAAAGCUGCAGAACAUUAAUGAUGCAGGCAGAGGUUGUGAAGCACUUAAAGAACAUACAUGAAAUUUGUGUAGUAUUUCAAAUUAUGGCUAUCUACCUAGAUAAUAGAGCACCUUUUCCAGCAUUCACUGACUUUUUAUUCUGAAAGCAGAGCUGUAGUUUUAAGUCUUUUACUUGGAUGUAGAUGUUGAAAUAGUUUUAUAAUAAAAUGUUUUAAAUGCU